Mesorhabditis belari is the source of this 396-nucleotide messenger RNA. Lineage: Eukaryota; Metazoa; Nematoda; Chromadorea; Rhabditida; Rhabditidae. The record is from the annotation of a GenBank genome assembly.
AUGCCAAAAAGUCGAAUCAUAAUCGAGGAUGGCGCAAAAUUUAUCAAGGAUCAAGUGGCAAAGAAAAACGUUGGCAUUUUCGAUGCGAUAAUCGUUGAUGCCUGUUACAAUAACAGGAAAAAGCCAAACGUUUGCCCGGUCGAUCCAUUCAUGGAAAAAGAGGGAUUGGUCGCGUUCAAAAAGCUUUUGAGGCAAAGUGGUGUCGUCAUCUACAACGUUUUGGUGAUGGACGCCUGGCAGAAUAAAGAAGAAAUGGAGAAACAUAUCCUUGAAGCAAACACAAGAGUCUUUGGCUCAAAAAAUUGCAGACUGAUUCCGAUAAGAUUUUUGUCGAAUAAGGUUUUGAUUUGCAGUCCAACAGUUCAGCUACAAAGUGAAUUUGACGGAUCACAAGGG